Molecule: messenger RNA, 2222 nt
Organism: Bursaphelenchus xylophilus (pine wood nematode)
Lineage: Eukaryota; Metazoa; Nematoda; Chromadorea; Rhabditida; Aphelenchoididae
Source: the annotation of a GenBank genome assembly
AUGAACUCGCACAAGAGUAAUAUCGCCGCUUUAAAUUGUGCCCUGUGCAAGAUGAUGUUAAUACAACCGGUGAGAGUGAAGGUAAGUGUUUUUUGCAUUAUUGCUUUCGACUUUUAGGGAUGAAUUGACAAAAAAUGGGAGAAAAUGAUUGAACUGCACAGUGCAAUAUAAAUUUUGAGAGAUAUUUUGUCGUAUGGAGUGUCGGCUGGUAUGACACUCAAAUUUUUGGAUGGUAUUAGGGACGGUGGGCCAAAUUUCAUAGCUCUGGUUAUGUUGUGUCUUUGCGAGCGAUCUGAACUUCAAAUUUCCUGGGCCGCACUGUGCAAUUGCUCUUUUUGUCUAUUGCACUGUGCAGAGAACAAAAUAAAGAAUGCUGUGGUGUUUUAUGAGCGUCCUAGAGGUCCAUGCAAAAUUUAAUAAAGUUUUGAUCGAAUUUCGUGCCCGUUGCACUGUGCAAUUUCCAAUGUUUUUUCUUCGCACUGUGCAAAAAACCGAACAUUUUUUGCACGGUGCAAUUAUAAUCAUGGUAAACCAAAUUUGUUGCGAUGUUCUCACCAACUUUUAGAGCUGUUCGCAUCGCUUCUGUGGAGUUUGUAUGCAUAGUUAUCGGCGAGCUCACCACCGCCAAUGCCCAUCCUGUUCUCACUCCCUUAUCGCGGAUGACGGCCGAGAGAAUUGGGAGCUGGAUCCCGAAUUCGAACGGAUCGUCUGCGUCUAUGUAAGUUUUUUUUGGUUUUUCAAGCCUAUGAAGGUGCGAAAAUAUUAUUUUUUCCCAAUUUUAGAGACUAAAAGAAACCCGUAAUGUUAACGGUGCCAUGACUCAAUCUCAGAUUUUAAACCUUCGAAAACAACUGAAAAUGGAAGACGAGGUGUGUGUGGUGUUAUGGCCCGAUGUGUCGGCCAGACGACUUCCUCGCGCCGCAAAUCGAGUGCGAUAUGUGAUCGUGGAUGGGACCACAACAACAGGUGGCUAAAUUAAUAUAAUUUUUGGUUGGAUUUUAGGUUUUUUUGAUGGAUCAUCUAAUCUGGGACUUGAUUUGGUCUAGAAUUUUGGGUUUUUAUUUUGUUUGAACCUGGAAAUUGCACUGUGCGAAAAAAAUAAAAUUUUUGCACUGUGCAGUCAAAAUAAUUUUUGCGUAUAGUGGACCUAAAAUUGCAUCUAGUCCACUCUACUGGGUCUAAAUUACAUUCAGUCCAAUUUUCUUCAGUUUCGAGCACAAAUUUUUUUAAAUUUCAAAUUUUUAUAUUAUCCAUGACACUUUUCCAUUUCAGUCCACCACCUAGCCAAUUUCAUCCUGAUCCGAACGAAAGUGGAAACCAAAAACCCCGACCCCAAUCCUGACGAUUUUCUAGUCGAAUUCGCGCCGGUGAUCUUCGACAAACCCGACUUUUUGCCCGACCAACUCCCCUCCACGGCCGUUUUGUUCCGACCGACCCAAGAGAAGCCGUCACGAAGGUCUAUCGACUCCAUAGACGCAAAGGAACCACCCUUCAAGACCCCGAAUCAAAUGCUGGCCAUCCAGUACCCCUUUCGACCACUGCCCAACGAGAUGAAAAUGAGCGAAGUGAAGCGACAGUACUACCGCAACACCAGAAAGACCUUCAAACUCCUGUUCCGGAUAUUCCGUCGACAUGAAAUGAAUGGAACGCAUGUGGAAUGUAAAAAGUAAUGUCUGGGAGGGAGUUUUGGGAUUUGAAAUUUUUUGAAAAAAUUUUUUUAAUUUUUGCGAAAAAGCGAUGUGGUAUGUUUUAAAUUACCUCGAGAGUAAGUUUAGAAAAAUUUACGACCGAUUUUUUCAAUAAAAUUUCAAAAUUUUCGAUUUGAACUCAAAAUGUCUUGAGGAAUUCUCCAAAACGCUAUUGAAAAUUUCUAAAAUUGUAAUAGAUUUUUUUGGGGAAUUUUAUGUUAAAAUUUUCUAUCGAAAAUGAGAUUUUUUCCUCGAAAAAUUUGAAAACACCGAUUUUUUAACUUAAACCCCUCAUAUUUUGAUUGUUUCUGCAUAAGCAUCCGGAAAAUUUCUGAAAAUUGUUAACACACUUUGAUUUUGAUCUAUCGAAAAUUUGAGCAAAAUUGUACAGAAAAUUUUUGAGUUAUUCCAAAAUUCCCCACCCAAAUCCCAUGGAAAACCACGUUUUUAUAACAUGAAUAUAGUCGCGAAACCGCCUUAUCCCCUUGUCGCCUUACAAAAGAUUGUCUUGGCUCGCGCCGAAAACCCUAUUGA